GUUUUGUAGUCUGACCAUGAAACUAUACCAAAAUUUACCAAUAAUAAAACAUAUGUUGCUUUGUUAAGCUUUUCACUAUUUUCAGGCCUUAGCCUUUAGUCAUGAUAUUAAUAAUAAUAAUAGACUACUAGUCUGACUAGAUCUAGACAAAAUCUAGAUUUUCUAAAUAUCUAGACAAAAGAGAUCUAAUAAGCUAGAUACUAAGACUAAGAAUGAGUAACUCAGGUCAGACGCCUCAGUGAGGCUCAGUAACUCAAAGCAACAAAAAUGAAUGAAUCAUCUGAUUUCCAUGAUGUUUUUACAUCUUCUGAUGACAGUGAUGUUUCUUAUGACAACUUGCUGCGUGCCAUCAGCAAAUGUUUUGUUGUAAUUGUUGGUAGCUAUAUUGCUGGUAGAGUUGGGCUCAUAACACCAACUCAGAGUUCAGGGAUUGGGACUUUUGUGUCUAAAUUCUGUCUACCAGCUUUGCUAUUUAAAAGCAUGUUAGAGUUAAAAUUUUCAGAGGUGAAUUGGCUUUUCUUAUUGGGUAUACUUAUAGCUAAAGUCUUCUUAUUUGUCCUUGUUGGUUUAAUCACACUGCUUGUUAAACGCCCAAUGAAUCUUGGCUAUGCAGCUAUUUUUGGAAUAUUUACUACACAGAGUAAUGAUUUUGCCUUAGGUUAUCCCAUUGUUCAGGCAUUAUAUGGCAAGACCCAUCCAGAUUUCCUCAAGUACCUCUAUCUCAUUGCUCCAAUAUCUUUAGUCUUGAUCAAUCCCAUUGGAUUCACACUCAUGGAGCUGCAUAAAUACAAGUCUGUAGAAGAGGAGUCAAGCUCUAAGUUAAAAACAGCUGUACUUCAUGUGGUUAAAGGCGUGCUUCUCAAUCCUAUAGUAUUCAUGACAGCUAUUGGUGUGAUAGGAAACUUUAUUUUUGCUGGCAGUAUCCCUGGAUACUUGGAUGACAUUCUUACUAUGUUAGGUGAUGCUUACAAUGCUUCAGCUCUGUUCUAUUUAGGACUUAGUAUGGUAGGCAAAGUGCGUAGCCAGCUUGGUAUUGGUAUUCUGGUACCACUUUCACUUAUCACUGCUAAAACGCUUUUCCUCCCCCUGAUUACUUGGGAAGUUGUUGGCUGGAUGGAAAAUGGAAAUAUAUCUACAUCAUACAGCAUGUAUGCAUUCCUCUAUGGCACAUUUCCAACUGCACCUUCAGUGUUUCUCUAUGCCAGUGAUUAUGGCAUUGCACAAGAUGUGAUUGCUACAGCCCUUGUGUUAGGAACUUUUUUGUCAGCACCUCUCAUGUUUGUCUCAGCCAAGAUGGUUACUUUAAUUGUCAACACUGGCACAGCUUACAAGAAUGUUCUCAGUGAAACUUCAUUUGAUGUCAGCAUCAUCAGUAUAGUUUGUAGUGUUUGGGUUGUUGGUCUCUUUGUUGCUAGUGGGAAAUGGAAACGUGUUCCUCAUAGAUUCACUAUGGCAUUUAUUUUUUCUCAUAUUCUGUCCUGUAUUGGUAUGAUCACAUUUUAUUGCAAUGGAGAAACUGCUAACUGGUUCCAUUACCCUAUCAUUAUUUGUUUGCUGGUUGGAGUUUUCUCCACCAGGUGCUGGACUGCUGCUAUGGCAAUAGCAUUAUGCUUACUUCAUGUUCGCAGCCUUUGCUAUGUUUUACGCAAGCAGAUCUGGUUUUACUUUAUUGGAUUUGGAAUUCCUGUACUAUCUACUGGAGUUUUGUUUCUAAUAGGAUCUCACAAUAUGAAGGAUGCAAUUGAUCCAGCAUUUCAUUAUGGAACACUUCAGGCCUGUUUUUCUCUAGUCAUUCUUCUGUUUUGUCUCUUGGUCACUUUAUUCUCACUCAUAUGGUGGCAGAGACAAGAAAAACAAAUCGUGUACCAGCGACUUGACAGUCAGAGGCACAGCAGCACAAAUAGCUGCAUACCUAUCACAAACACAAAUGGAGAGAAUGUUGACAGUGCAGAAAACACCUUUGAUGAAAAGCCACCAUUGAUUGAUAGUUUAAUUGAAAGUAAAGGGUCAUCUGUUCAGGUGUCUGAUGAUAGUUUUAAAGAUGCAACUGAAACCAAUGUUAAAAGAAAACAUUAUCAUAGCUACAGUGAGGAGCAUACUCUUAAAAAGGCUGCCAGCAUUGAGGACUUGUUUCCUUACAAUAGUAACUUCUCUGAUGAUGUAUUUACUGAGUAUGAAUCUUCAGGGGCAGACGCCAUGGAGUCUGUCUCUGAGAGAACUUGCCUUCUGAACCAGUGCAGCAAUGAGCAGCGAUAUGUUUGCAUGGACCGGCUUCGCAGCUACACUGCUACUUCAUUGGUCAAUGGGGACUCCCCCCAGGAGGAGGAACCAAAGACAGUGAGAGAGUUGAACAAGGAGGAGUAUCAGACUGCUCAUCACUUAAUUCUACUUUUAAUUCUGCUGCUGUCCAUGUUUACAGGUUUGUUUCUGUGUGCCUGGAAAGUGUUUCAUAGUGAGCCUACAGGCAUCUAUGUGGAGAUAGAGUUUCUUGAUUCCUUCUUUAACUAUGGACAGGGUCUUUUUGUAUUAAUGGUGUUUGGUUUUGAUACAAAACUUGUGUUUUCUCCCAUUGUUCGAAGGCAAAUCUCUAAGUAUAGGAUAGUUUAUGCCAUAUAUGUUAGGUUACGCCGUCUUUUCUUUGGAGCUGAAGUCUUGCGUCUGCCCAAACUUAAUGAUCUGGAUGCACCAACAAAGCAAACAUGUCAACAGUUUACAGAUUACCAUAAAGAGAAUUGUAUAAGAGACAUUGUUCGAGACAGAAGGUUUAGAUACCAAACGUUCAAGAAAGUAUUUACUGGAACAGCUUUGUGCGAUUGGUUGAUGAGAGUUGGAUUAGCUUCUGACAGAUCUGAAGCUGUUUCAUAUGGGCGACAUUUGGUUCUCGGUAGAGUAAUAACUCACCUUACCAGUGAACACAAUUUCCAUGAUGCUCCAUAUUUUUAUAAAUUUUUAGAUACAUUUGAUUAUGUUAGCUGUUAAUGAGUUUGGGAAAAAAACACUACUUAUCCCACAGACUUUUUAAGAUUGUGUUGUAUCAAUUCUUAUUGAAAGAGAAUCAAAAUCUUGAUCAGAUCUUCUUUUCUGUUCAGUUGGAACUUAUUCUGAUUGAAUUAAAACAAAAUGUCAAAGUGAUAUUACUUAUGAAGUCACAUCAUCAUUUUCCACAUACUUUGGUUACAGGUUUAGUCCCAUUGUCAGCACAAAUUCAGUUCUCUGUGUUACAUCUAAUAUCAGUUUCCUACUAUUGAAUGUCCUACUCUUUGCUAUUAUUAAGUCUCAGUAUUGUAUCACUUUCCUUGAACUGAAUAUUCAAAGAUGUUACUUCAUGUCAGUUCAAUUUGUAUUUUUUUGGGUGUCUAGAGUUGUAACUCACUUAUGCUAGUCUUCUUUUGACUUCAUUGGUUCGCCACAUUGACUGGUUGAAUCAGAAACUUACUCAACUACUGUUAUUUUUUAACCCAAUAUUUAUUAUAAUCAAAUGUGGACAUUACUAUACUUAAGGUAUUAUAAUGCCUUUUUUUUCUUUGACUGUAUGAAAUAUUUAUUUCCUUGUAAUUGAUUCUGUGAAUUCAGAUGUUUAUUGAUA
Biomphalaria glabrata is the source of this 3586-nucleotide messenger RNA. Its product is annotated as integral membrane protein GPR155-like. The record is from RefSeq and is a predicted model, not a curated record. The transcript has 17 exons. Gene Ontology annotation, cellular component: membrane. Gene Ontology annotation, biological process: transmembrane transport; intracellular signal transduction. NCBI's taxonomy places the organism in Eukaryota, Metazoa, Mollusca, Gastropoda, Planorbidae. Bases 268 to 2979 code for a protein of 903 amino acids.